CGAGAAUCCAACUGGCCAAUGGAAAUCGUGGAAGGCCCAAGACGAGCAAGGCUGUGUGGUUUCCUUGGAUACCGAGGACGCGACUUCUUUGGAGAGGGUGGAGCUUUGGAGUGAGACCCAGGGGGCCAUAACCCUCAGAGAAAAAUAGGAGCCUAAAUAAGGAAUAGGACCAAGGAGAGGGAACUGUGAAAAAUGGGAGACAGUAACACAGACACAGAACAGGAAGAGGAAGAGGAGGAAGGCAAAAAGGAUCAAGGAGACCCUGUUUAUGCCAUACUGCCUACAAUUAACAUCCAAGAUGAGCGGUUUGUGGAUUUAUCUACAACUCCAGCUUUCAUUUGUCUGCAUGAGUUACAUGCUAUGGGGAAACUCCCAGGAGCCAGAAUGGCAGAGUUAAAAGCCAAGUACUCCUUGCUGCAUGAUACCGUGAUGAGCACACAAGAGUCAGAGGUCCAGCUGCUACAGGAUGCCAAACGUUUCACCGAGCAAAUACAACAGCAGCAGUUUCACCUGCAGCAAGCUGACAAUUUUCCAGAGGCCUUCACCACCGAGGUCUCCAAAAUGAGAGAACAGCUUCUCAAGUACCAAAAUGAAUACAAUGCGGCGAAGGAAAGAGAGUUCCACAAUCAGUACAGAUUGGACAGCUUAAUGGAAGAAAAAAGCCUCAUAAUAAAGGAAUUUGAGAAGAUACCUAAGCCAGGAGAAAUGGAGAAGAAGAUGAGAAUAUUGAGGGAAAGCACUGAAGAAUUACGUAAGGAAACAAUGCAGAAGAAAUUAGAAAUUAAAAAUUUACGGGAAGAUUUGACAUCAAAACAAAAGCAAUUACUAAAGGAGAAGAAGGAACUGGAAGAACUACUGGAGUAUCAGGUCACCUUAAAGGAUGAAGUGGUCCACCAUCAAGCCAUUCCUGUACAAAUUGGAAAAGAGAUAGAAAAAACAACACGCAAAAAAGUAGAAACGGAAAAGAAAAAACUUAUCUUGGAAUGUGAACUCAAAGAGCUAAAUGACUCGCUAAAGAAAGUUGAAACCAAAAUUAAUGCUAUAAUGGAAGAGAAGGAAGAUGUAGUAAAAGAAGUUGAAGGCAAACGAGCCUUACUUGAAAUCAAAGAACGAGAAUUUAACCAACUGGUCAAACUAUUGGAAUUAACCAGAGAGAAUGAAGCAACUUCGCUGACUGAAAGAGGGAUCUUGGAUCUCAAUUUACGUAACUGUCUCAUUGACAAGCAGAACUACCAUGACGAACUUUCUCGUAAGCAAAGAGAGAAAGAACGAGAUCUUCGAAAUUUAAAAAAGAUGGAGCUACUCUUGAAAGUGUCCUGGGACGCACUCACCCAAACUCAAGCCCUGCACCAAAGGCUCCUGUUAGAGAUUGAGGCUAUCCCUAAAGAUGAUUCUACAUUAUCUGAGAGAAGGAGAGAACUCCACAAGGAAGUUGAAGUAGCUAAGAGGAAUUUGACCCAACAGAAAAUCCUAUCAGAAGCCGAGCUGAAGUUAGUAGAACAGCAACUUGCAGAAGAAAACAAGCUUUUAAAGCAGCAAGAAAACAUGCAAGAGCUGGUAUUCAACCUCGUCCGUAUGACUCAAAUCAAAAUUGAUGAGAAAGAGCAAAAGUCCAAGGAUUUCCUGAAAGCUCAGCAAAAAUAUACCAACAUUGUUAAGGAGAUCAAAGCCAAGGAUCUUGAAAUCAGGAUACACAGGAAGAAAAAACGUGAAAUUCAUAGGAGACUCAGAGAGUUUGCCAAGCUGUAUGACACUAUUCGAAACGAGAGAAACAAAUUUAUUAACUUACUUCACAAAGCUCACCAGAAGGUCAAUGAAAUAAAAGAAAGGCAUAAAAUGUCAUUAAAUGAACUGGAAAUUUUAAGAAAUAGUGCAGUUACUCAAGAAAGAAAGCUACAAAAUUCUAUGCUGAAACAUGCCAACAAUGUUACCAUCAGGGAAAGCAUGCAAAAUGAUGUGUGCAAAAUUGCAGCAAAACUUCAGGAAAUGAAGGAGAAGAAGGAAGCCCAGCUGAGUAAAAAUGACAGACUUGCCAAUAUGAUCACAAUGAUUGAAGAAGAGAUGGUACAGAUUCGCAAAAAAUAUGAAAAGGCCAUUCAGCAACGAAAUGAAAGUGGUAUUCAGGUGGUAGAGCGGGGACAAGAAGUGUGCCUUUUUUAUGAAAAAAUAAAUAUCCAAGAGAAGAUGAAGCUAAAUGGAGAAAUUGAAAAAAACGUCUUGGAGGAAAAGAUCCGCUUCCUGAAACUGAAGAUUGCCGAGAAGCAAAGACAGAUUCACGUGACCCAGAAACUACUGCCAGUCAAGAGGUCCCUGGAUGCCGAUCUGGCAGUGCUCCAGAUUCAGUUUUCACAGUGUACGGACAGAAUAAAAGACCUGGAGAAACAGUUUAUAAAUCCUGAGGGUAAGAACAGAACGCGCUUCCUUCCAGGAAAAGAUAUGACCGAAGAAGAAAUGAUCAAAAAAAUGGAUGCGCUGGAACUACAGUUGGCCAAGAAGGAGGAGAAGCUGCUGGAGAAGGAUUUCAUCUACGAACAGGUUUCCCGGCUCACGGACAGGCUCUGCAGCAAAACUCAGGCCUGCAAGCAGGACACACUGCUCUUAGCCAAGAAGAUGACUGGCUACCAGAAAAAGAUCAAAGAUGCUACUGAAAAACUGAUGGCUCUUGUUGCUGAGCUGUCCAUGAAGCAAGCUAUGGCCAUUGAACUCCAAAAGGAAGUCAAGGAGAAAGAAGACUUCAUCCUUAACUGCAACUCCAGGAUAGAAAAGGGUCUGCCGCUCAAUAAAGAGAUUGAGAGAGAAUGGCUGAAAGUACUUCGAGAUGAAGAAAUGUAUGCCCUGGCUGUCGCUGAAAAGUCGCGGGAGCUCUUGGAAGCAGAAAAUCGCCAGCUGCCCAACGGUGUUUACACAACUGCAGAGCCGCGUCCAACUGCCUACAUCCCAGAGGCAGAGGCCACUCUUCCUCUGCCGAAACCGUAUGGCGCUUUGGCUCCUUUUAAGCCCAGUGAACCUGGGGCCAACAUGAGGCACAUAAGGAAACCC
This is a messenger RNA of Vicugna pacos (alpaca), 3039 nucleotides long. RefSeq names its product coiled-coil domain containing 146 (gene CCDC146). NCBI's taxonomy places the organism in Eukaryota, Metazoa, Chordata, Mammalia, Artiodactyla, Camelidae. Gene Ontology annotation, cellular component: cytoskeleton. The record is from RefSeq and is a predicted model, not a curated record.